Molecule: messenger RNA, 3592 nt
Organism: Aphis gossypii (cotton aphid)
Lineage: Eukaryota; Metazoa; Arthropoda; Insecta; Hemiptera; Aphididae
Gene: Patr-1
Product: protein PAT1 homolog 1
Exons: 14
Coding region: 159-2054 (631 amino acids)
Biological process (GO): deadenylation-dependent decapping of nuclear-transcribed mRNA; P-body assembly
Cellular component (GO): P-body
Molecular function (GO): RNA binding
Source: RefSeq, a predicted model, not a curated record
UUUUAUCAACUAAGAAAAAAAUUCUUUAGUGCAUGUUUUUCGUGUUAGUGAAGAUGCGAAAGACUAUGGCAUAAGUAAAGUUCGAAACGAGUACGACACCGCGAAAUAUUUCAGGUUUCUCCUCUAGAAAGGCAGAAACUGACGCAUCGCCGUUCGCCAUGGACGGUGAAGAUUUUAUGACGGAUCAACAGGCAAAGUUUGAUGAUGAUUUUGAAGAAGAAAUUUAUGAUGAAGACAAAUAUGAUGCUCUUAAUGAUGAGACUUUUGGGAAUGAUAUGUCAGAUGGUGAUUGGGAAGCAGAUCACGAAAAAUAUGCUCAAUAUGAUGAAGUUAUUAAAAAAAAAUGGCCUGAUGAAACAGAAGUCAAUGAUUAUUUAGCUAAUUCAAUUCCAUCUGAUCCAAAUGUGUUCACCGAGUCUUUGAAAACAUUACCAGAUCUAGAAAGAGAAUUAAGGCAGUUACAUACAUUUAACCACCAAUAUGAAGUACCGCCUUUACCAUUACCUUUCCAAUAUCAAAAUAAUUUAAAUUUUGUAAAUCAAAAUUAUGGUAUUAAUCUACCAAGUAAUAAUUGUGGUCCAAUUAGAAGACCAAUUCCAGUUCAAGGCUCAAAUCCUAUACCACGAAAUGUUUUCAACGCACCUCCUGGGUUCAGAGAAGUAAAUGUAAAUGGACACAUAGAUGAUAUUUUGACUAAACCUCCACCAAAAGUCAUUUCAUCAGCCAUAAGUGUAGCUGACUUGGAAAGACAAUUGAUUGAUGCUGUAAAAAUAAAUCCAACUUACAACCGCCCUGUUCCAGAGGUGAAUCAAGGAUAUUUACCUUUUUCUCAGUACUAUAAACGUGAAAUUCCCCAGUACAAUUUACCAAAUGUUCGUGUUGUACCAAAAAAUUUUCCAAGGAAUAACAAUAACGUUCCCAGGAAUCUUGUAAAUAACGUUAAAAGAUUUAAUAACAACAUGGUUUAUCAGAAUUUUCCUAAAAUGAAGAAUUAUACGUUUGAUGAACAAUCAGAUUUUACUGAUUACGGUGCUGGGUUUAUGACGGUAAGAGAAAAACACUGGUUAGCUGGAAUACAGACCAUACAGUUCCAUAAUAGUAACCCAUUAGAAGAAGAUUACUAUUUUACGAUGUAUCAAAAACGUCAUCAUGGAUCAAGCGGACCUAAACCCAACAAUAAUUUUCAUCAAACGGAUACACAAUCUAAAUUUAACAAUUCAUAUACACAAUUACAUUUUGAAAAUUCUUUAGGAAAAGUACUGAUUGGCAGUGUGAUAACUCCAAGAAAAAUGAUUGAUAUAGAAACAAACGAUUUUGCACCUUCUUCUACAUCUUCAACAGACCGAGCUGUAGUUGCUCAAAAAAAUUCAAAACAAAUCCUUUUAGAAAUUGAACAUAUGUAUAUACCACUACUGAAAAUAGAACAAACAUAUUAUGCAAUAAGGAACAAAGCACAAGCAGCGCCUACUGUACAACAAUACAUUGAUGAACUAACAGAAAUUUUGUCUAACCACUUACAUCACUUAGUUUCAUAUGUGACUAUACGUAAAGGAAAACAAUUGGUGCAUAGAAUUUUACCCCAUCUCAAAAACCCAUCGUUUUUAUGGAGUGUAUUUUUUGGACCUUCAAUUUGUACAAUAAUUUCAAAGGAUAAUGAAGAUCAAUUAUUAUUACUUUUCUUGCCGUAUAUAAGACAAUGGAUAUUCUGCUUAAGUCUCACUGAAUUAAAUCAAAUUGCAGAGUAUUUAAUGAAAAAUCUUUCAUACGUUUUGAUAAGUGUUUUUGGCAUAUCAGUUAUAGCAAAUAUGAUUGAACGAGCAGAAGAAGUUCGACCAACAACAGAACGAAAGGUAUUGAAACAAUGGAGUAUUUUCAUAAGCAAUGUUAUAUUUGUUGGCUCAGAAAAUACAAUACAAAGACCAGUCAUUGGUUUGGAUAAAAAAAUUAUAGAACAGCAUCUCACAUAUUUGCCGUUAGAUCAAUCUAUUACACUUGAAAAAAGAUUAAACCUCGUACAAAGAAUCAGUUUCUUGGGCGACACAACUAAGAAAUAAUCAUUAUUCAUGACACAUGAUUUGCUUUCAUCUAAGUAACAAUUAUCACUGCAUAGAAUUAAACUACAAUGGAUAAAUUAUUUUGAGAACCUCUCAAAAAAUUGUAAUCUCUCUUGCACUUUAUUUUCUAGUUAAAUAAGCGUUUUUAUUGUAAAUAAUGUUGAAAGUUUUUUGAUUGAAAACUAUUUGAUUGUAUUAACUUUGUUAAUCUUAAUGUGCAUUGUAUUUCACUUAAGAUUUUACUAGGUGUACUAUACAUUUGUCACCAUUAAACAUGGUAUUUUUCUUUUCAUACUUACCUUAUAUUUGUUCCCAACUCAUUAAUACUUAGUAAAAUAUAAAACAAUUUCUUAUUAUAAUUAGUUAAUUUCCAUGUUGAUAUUCAUUUUUAUCAAAGUAUAAUUUUAAUUUUGCUUUAAACUUAUUAUUUUAAUAUUAUGAAUACUUAUUUUUAUAUUAAUGUAGUUCCAAUGAUAAUAUUAAUUAAAGGAACAUUUUUUUAAAAAUAAUUUCUAAUAAUUAUUUUCAUAAAAAGUAAUUAUGUUUGUUUAAUAUACUAAUCGAUUUAAUAAUUCCUAUAUAUAUAUUUUUUUUUAACGUAAUUUAUUUUAUGAAAUGACCUGAUAUAAUUUCAUUUUUAUUAUCAUUAUUUAAAGUGGAAUUAACUAAUUAAUAACUUUUAAAUUAUCAAAUAUAUAUGUGAAAUAUUUACUGUUAAAUAAUUCGAGCACUAGAUAUUUGGUAAUUUAUAGUGGGUAUGAAUCCUAUACAUUUACUGAUAAGUCACAAUGAUUAUGGUAACUGAUUGUGCAAGUUUAUAAAGGAAAAUAAUUUAAGUACCUAUUUAGUUAUUAUGUGCAAUUUCAAAUUAAAUUGAUCCCUAUCGUUAUGUUUGGGUUUUUAAUUAUUUAUUGAUUAAAAAAGUUACAUCUUAUUACUAAAGUAGAAAAUUUUAAAUAACUGACCAUUAAAUAAUUUUUUUAUCAUUAUGUCAAUAUUACAUUUAUGUACAAAAAAAAAAAAAAAAAUACUGUUAAAAUAAAAUAAUGUUAGUAUAGAAUAAAUUAUUAUAUGUAGAUCAUAUACUUAAAAAUUAUUAUAUUUAAUUGUGUUGAAUUAUGGUUUUUUUUUAAAUUUUAAAAACCCCAAAGAUUUAAAAAAUAUAUAUAUAUUUAAAAAUUAUCGCCAUUGAUGUAUUGUAAUAUUUAUGUAAAAUUGAGUGAUUUUUCUUUAUAUUAUAUAUUAUUUUAAAGUCUCCCUGUAUUGUAAUUAAUGUUGCUUAGUGAAUUUUUUUAUUUAAUUUUUUUUUUGCAUGUAUAGAAUAUAUAUACCAAUAUUGUAACAUUUGUAUUUACCAUUUUUUUUUUUUUUUUAAUAUAACAUUGGAAAAUUCUUUUUAUAUACUGGAUGCAAUGUAUUAAUUUAUAAUUAUUUGUAAUAAAAUUUAGUUUAUUUAUAAGUCUAUUUGUAUAAUUAUUUUAGAAUUUGUUAUAUGUAAAAUUCAAAAAAAUAAAAAUGUAUUGUUUUUAACUUCCUAA